Molecule: messenger RNA, 1851 nt
Organism: Cylindrotheca closterium
Lineage: Eukaryota; Bacillariophyta; Bacillariophyceae; Bacillariales; Bacillariaceae
Source: the annotation of a GenBank genome assembly
AUGAAUUUGGAUAAUAGUCAAUUGACACAGUACCUAAUUGCCGCAUUUGACACUGAAACAAUGGAAGUGAAUCCAUCUGAAGAAAUCUGGUUUUUACGUAUUUUGGCUAUGCGGAUUUCCUUACAAAAUCCGUUUUCCUUUUUUGGUAUUGAUGAGUUUGAGGGCAAACCGGACGACAAUCACUGCAGGUGUUGGCUAGCGAAGGACGGACUGAUUGGAACGCCCAAGUACGUAUGCAAAGAAGAGCUACUGCUAUCUCACCACCCAGGCGAGCUCCCAAACCAUGAUUCCAAGGCGGUCCUCGAUGCCUUUGAUCCCACCAAGGACCUUCAGUUGCAAGAUCUAAACAGCCUUGUCGAAAAGGGUGUGCAAGGAGGCGCCCCCGCCUGGUACACGGGAUGGCCCAAGGAACAGGUGAACAACUUUAAUUUUUGGAAUUGUCCAAUGAUUAGGUACAUGACGGUUGGCGAAAAGAAAGAGCAGCAUUUUGAUAAGUUGUACGUGCUGGACCAUGACGUUCUGGAGAACGGGAGCGACCCACUGGCAUUCUCUUGGCCGGCAAAGGCCUUCUCAAAAACCAAUCCGGUUAAGGUUCCAAAGUUGGAGGCGUGGUUGAUAAACGAGGCGCUGGAGCAAUAUCACUCCAAGCUGUUCGUGAUGGAGGAUAUCACUGACGAAGAUCCUGUGACAGCAUACGACCUACUGGUUACACGCAAGCGAAUGCCCAUUCCCAAGGAGUUCUUGGAUAUCGCUUGGGACGGAUCGUUGGCACGCGAAGUCUUGCGAUUGGUGAUUGACAGAAUCAAGAUUCUCGCCAACAGCGACGAGAAGUGCAUGAAAAAUUUUGCCAGAUUGGACUUGGAGGACUCAAUUGGAGAUUCCCCCGACAAGACCUACGAACUGCUCACCAAGACCUUGGCAGCCGUGGAGGAGAGUAAUAAGACAACAAAGACCUCCGUGGAAUCGCUUUUGGAGGUAGUGGUAGCGGGCAUCCAUGGACAAGCAUCGGACAAGGUGCCCCCAAAUACAGUGGAAAAGAAGUGGCCCACAAGACUCUCCUAUCUGAAGAGAGUUGCUGGUACUACGACCUCAGCUCAGCUUCCCACCCUCUGGCACGAGCUAGCAAAGUCCCGAGUAAUCAAGAGCCUGGUGGAAUUGGAAUUUUGUUCGCGCGGCGACGUUGAAAAGGGGUUGAACGUGUUUAAUAGUGUCUGUUUCCAGCACUACAAAAAUGCAAACGCGAUCAACGAUUACAACAAGAGCGAUUACUGGUUGACGGGCGAAAAGACGACCGCGUCAAUGAAGGAUCAUCAAGCCCACGACAAGAUCAAGCACGCUAUCUUCCCAAGGGAUCCCAUGCAGUUCCGUGAGAUGGUCAAUAGUAUGCGGGUAUUCUACCUUGUAGUGUUUGGAAAAACACAUCCACUGACAGCCGUGUACGAAAAGUUUGCAAAGAAUGUGGAUUUGAUCGCAAGAAAAAUGGGAGUGUCCCAACAGGAGCGAGCACUCGAGCGUUUUCUCUUCGGAAUCUAUUCCCGAAUUGAUCAUCGUUACUUUGAGCAUUUGGUGAGGUCCGGCACAAACGCAGAAGAAAACCUACCAGACUUGGGCACCUACAUGGAGACAUGCUACCAUGGAGGAAGCCUACCAGAGUCAAGCUUGUUUGUUGUCGCCAAGGACCCUGUAGGACCUGGUGGAACAGGAGACAAGACAGAGAGUCAGCUGAAGAGAGAGAAGGAAAGGGCCCAGGGACAUCCCGAAAAAAUCUGUAGAUUUCAACCAAAGCACCCCCUGCCGCAGGAAGAUAUGUAUUUCCCUUGGCGGUCCGCUUGUCGACGGGAACAGGCCUAA